Fusarium verticillioides 7600 is the source of this 3018-nucleotide messenger RNA. RefSeq names its product hexokinase. Gene Ontology annotation, molecular function: ATP binding; fructokinase activity; D-glucose binding. Gene Ontology annotation, cellular component: mitochondrion; cytosol. The transcript is spliced from 4 exons. The record is from RefSeq and is a predicted model, not a curated record. Gene Ontology annotation, biological process: glucose 6-phosphate metabolic process; intracellular glucose homeostasis; glycolytic process. Lineage: Eukaryota; Fungi; Ascomycota; Sordariomycetes; Hypocreales; Nectriaceae. The coding region runs from base 605 to 2605 and encodes 666 amino acids.
CACCACACGACACAUAUCACCAUUUUGUUCUCGAACGAUUGCGGUAUUUCGAGGAUAAACCACGGCACGGAAGAGACGGGGUAUGUUGUAUGUCGUCCCUGACAUAGUGAAUGCCAGUGUAUCAUUGUCCGUGAGGCUCAAGCCACCAAACGCUGUGCCGGGUCCUGCCCACCACUUACAUUACACCAAUCCGACCUCUGCAUCACCCAACAGGAGACUCACCAGAUCAAGCGCCGAAGCUCCCCCUGUAUAUCUCGCAUGAUAAGUCGGGGCGGCUCAUUGAUGUGGAAGUUGACGGUUUCUUCUUCCGCGUCUGGUGCACCCGAAACGGAGGAGACGGGCCGUUUCAAAAGACCUCGAUUCAGCAACGACCACAACAACGAAGAUCUAGAAUUUGCUAAGAACUCUCUGGCUGUUUGUCACCUCAUUUCCGAUACUCUUACGAUUGGGAGGUCAUUGGUUCUGCGAAAUUCUUUGAGAAGAAAAUCCUAGACAAGCACGCGACCAAAGCAGGCCAGAAAAUCUAUUCUCGAAAGUCACCACGAGAGUGCACCAAGACACAGCCAGGGCCCUGGCUUAGAAGUGGUGGUCAAUUAGACAGACAAUGGAGGCACAGCAGGUGCAGGUGUAUGGACAUGGACAUGGACAUGAGAUUAAGACGAAGAAGCGCCCUUGGCCUCGGUUCCUUGUCUCAUGUGUAGCUCUCAUGCUGAUUCUAGUGCAGCUCUCCCAGCUUGUCCUCAGUAACGGUGACGCCAAGCUCCAGCAGCAGCCAGAGCUCAAAUUCCCAAGAAACCUUUUGACCUCGUUGUCGUCCGCCAACGCCUCAAUUCUGGUUUCCUUCUCCUCUCUCCUCCAAUUAUUUUUUCUACAAACUCUUCGCCUUUUAUUCCCUCAACUCUCUUUCUCAUCCCCACUACCAAUCCCUUCAGCGUCCGAAGCUGUCUGCUCUAUCACCCCUCUCUUCACGACAACGCCGCCUACCUCACCAGCUAUCACCAUGGCUCUCGCUGACGAGUCCAACCGUAUCGUCAAAGAGUUCGACUUCUCCGACGAGGAACUGAACAAUCAUGUGAAGGAGUUCUUGAGGCAAAUGGACGAGGGCCUUCACAAAGAGGGUACCAGCCUCCAACAAAUUCCUACCUACGUCACUGGCGUUCCCAAUGGCACAGAAAAGGGUCUGUAUCUGGCCGUUGAUCUGGGAGGCACAAACUUCCGAGUUUGCUCCAUCAUGCUCAAUGGUGACACCACCUUUAACCUCACUUACAACAAGGUUGCCAUUCCGAAGGAGCUUAUGGUCGCAAAGACCUCUGCACAGCUCUUUUCUUUCCUCGCCAAGCAGAUCGAGAUCUUCCUCAAGGAGCACCACGCCGACCACUUCAACUCCCACCUGCGCCGUCGCAACACUGCCAGUACACCAUCGGGCUAUCGCCAUGAACAUAUUUUCCGCCUUGGUUUCACCUUCAGCUUCCCUGUCAAGCAGCUAGCCAUUAACAAGGGUCUGCUAAUCCGAUGGACCAAGGGCUUUGACAUUCCUGAUGCCAUAGGCAAGGACGUCUGCGCUCUGCUUCAGACCGAGAUCGACAAGCUCCAUCUUCCCGUCAAGGUUGCGGCGCUCGUAAACGACACUGUCGGCACUCUCAUGGCUCGAUCCUACACUUCAACCAGCAAGAGCCGAUCUGUUCUCGGUGCCAUCUUUGGUACUGGUACCAAUGGUGCCUACAUGGAAAAAUUGAGCAACAUCAAGAAGCCUAUCUCUGGGGAGUACGAUCAAUCAACAGGAGAGAUGGUUGUCAACACAGAGUGGGGUUCUUUUGACAACCAGCUCAAUGUCUUGCCAUCAACACCUUGGGACAAGGCUCUUGACGCCGAAAGCGUAAACCCUGGCCUUCAAAUGUUCGAGAAGCGGGUAUCUGGUAUGUUCUUGGGCGAGAUUGUCCGACUUGCCAUGGCCGAUAUGAUCAACAAUGAGAGCUCGUCUCUGUUCAAGGAUCUCAACUCGAGCACGAACGACUGGGGCACUACCACAAACAUCGCGCCAUCGUCUGGUUUCCUUAAGCCUUGGGGACUCGACAGCUCCAUCAUGUCCGUUGCGGCCGCCGACAAUACACCUGAGCUGUCUACCCUUCGCCAAGAACUCGAGAACCUCCUCAGUGUUUAUACUCCCUCACUCGAGGACGCCCAGGCUUUCAAGUCCGUUUCCAAUGCUGUUGGUCGUCGCGCUGCUCGAUUGUCGGCCGUCGCCAUUGGUGCCAUAGCUCUCAACUCUGGCAAGCUCAAUGAUCUCGAUGAAGAGGUUAUCGAUAUCGGUGUGGAUGGCAGUCUCGUCGAGCACUACCCUUUCUUCCGCGAUAUGAUCUACGAGGCCCUCCGUGCCAUUGACGGCAUUGGACCCCAGGGUGCUGAGAAGAUCCGAAUCGGUAUCGCUAAGGACGGUAGCGGUGUCGGCGCCGCCUUGAUUGCCCUGGUAGCUGCUGGCAGGGAGAAGCCUGAAGAUUAUUUGACUGACUUGAGAUCUGAGUCCAACCGCGCUCGCAAGUCUUCCGAUGCGAUCCGUACGUUCUACCCUUCAUCCCAAGCCAUUCAAACUUCGGCUUCUGCCUAAGCGACAUUUGCUAACAAUUUAAUAGUCGAUUCAGCACCAGUCUCGAACCAGGCACUGCUCAUUGGCGGUGCUGUCGGUCUCCUUGCGCUAGCAGCUAUAUGGUACAACAAGCGUCGAUGAGCAACUGCAUGUUUCGGUGUUAUGUUUUUCUGAGUUGAUAACUCAUGCCAAGAUUUAUGUAUAUAUGUGCUGGUGAUGGGAUGUGGUCAUGUUCAUUUUUGGGCCCUAGGCGUUUUCCUCAAUAUCUUCAUCCUUUUGCCUUUUUUUUUUCUCUAUUCAAAAGCUGUAUAAUUAUGAGGCAACUAGUUUUAUGAUAAGAUAAUCUGAUGAUUCCUUUUCAGUUUCCCGAGGAGCAACUGGAUUUAUUAUUGUGCUAUUAUUAUAGUAAGUCUAAUAUUGUGUCUUUUCCUGAA